Brassica rapa (field mustard) is the source of this 8194-nucleotide messenger RNA. RefSeq names its product heat stress transcription factor A-1d. Gene Ontology annotation, molecular function: DNA-binding transcription factor activity; RNA polymerase II cis-regulatory region sequence-specific DNA binding. Gene Ontology annotation, biological process: regulation of transcription by RNA polymerase II; cellular response to heat. Gene Ontology annotation, cellular component: nucleus. The record is from RefSeq and is a predicted model, not a curated record. Lineage: Eukaryota; Viridiplantae; Streptophyta; Magnoliopsida; Brassicales; Brassicaceae.
GCAAAAACUUACAAAAACCCAGUAGAAUCCAGAACCCGAUACUGGUUGAACCAAUAAAUAACUUUUACUUUUUUUUUUAAUUUUUAGUUAUGUUUUCAGAUUAUGUUUUAUAUUCUAAGUUUCUAAUAAGGCUCGCUCUGUUCUCAAAGCUUGGUAGCUAUAAGAAGUUAUAUACUGACAAAAAAAAGUUAAGUUUUUCCUUUUCAGUUUUAUAUUUAUGAAUUUUAUAUUUGUGAAGAUUUCACUAUGCGACUUGAAGAAAAUAAAGUGAACGAUUGUAGAGAAAACUAAAACUAGUUGAUGUGAUUUGGUGUUAGUUUAUUUCCGUUAUUGAUUCUUUAUUAUAAUGAUUUUUUAUUUUUGGUUUAUUUUGUAUUUGAAAUUUAAUUUAUUAUUCAUAUUAAACAUUUAAAUAUUUAUAAAUUUUAUGUCUUGAUCUUUUUAGAUGUCAUAACUUUGUUAGACAAAAUUAUAAAUAGUCUAAACUAUUUUUUGAUAUUUUGUAUAUCAAAUGAAAAUAAAAAUAUAGAAAUUAAAGUUAAAUAUUUUCUAAAUGUUAUUAAACAUAUAAAUAUACAUACCAAAACUAUUAUUUUAUAUUUAUAAAAACAUUUAGAAAAUAUUAAACUUUAGUUUCUAUAUUUUUAUUUACAUAGCUGAUAUAUUAUUAUAUAAUAAAAUUAAUUUAUUUAUUAACCCGCGGUUCACCUACGGUCGACCCAGUGACCCAGCGAUCCGGUAAGUCGUACGGUUCAGUGUCCGGAUCAGGUUUAAAAACAUUGCUUAUAGUGAACUCUCAAAUUCACUUCCAUUAUUAAUAUCUAUCAAAUUACCAUGUACGAUUAAAAAAUAUAUAUUAAAAAAAAAGUUAAAAAAAAAAAAGUCGCCGUUAACCAAAAAAAAAAGUGAUAUUUAUUUCAUCUUUUAGGUUUUGAGAAUUAUUUGAUAACAGGAAGCUGCUCCUGUUAUUCUUAUUCUCUACGGCAUAUUUCUUUUCUCCUCUUCUCUUUCCUUGCGGCAUCCUAUUCCGGCGUCGUUGCUUAUUCGACAUGGGGAUCGUUGGUGUUCUUUGUUAUUUUUUUUUUAAUUGUUCUUUGUUAUUUUAAAAUGAUCUAAAUAGCUGAUCAAUGCUGCGACUCUGAAAAAUUAUGGUUAUUUAUAUAUUACAGUGUUAUAAAAAAAAAAUAUAACGAACUUUUUAUGAUUGGUGUUUUUAAAAGACGAUGCCAGCAGUUUCUUGGUAUCUCGUGGUUUCAGAUCUUCAUAUUGCCUAAUGAGUCAAGAGCUUCAUGCAAUCAUUGACGCAUGCCAUUGUGGUAACGUCAUGGACCAGCUAUAAAACGUGGACACGGGAUUAAAAGUAACGUGCUCUACCACUGAGCUAAGUCGGCUGGUGUUAAUUGUUGCUUUAUUUUCAUUAUAGACAAGAAUUGAAAGCUAAUAGCCAAGCUUGGUUGGCCAUGAUCUAUGUGUCCAGCUUCAGUCACUACCCAUGAUGCUUUAUUACUAAGGAGAACAGGUUUGUUUGUAAGCCUUCUUGUCCCCUUUGCUUAUCCAAGGUUCAACAAAGAGAAGCAGGAUCCGAAGCUCAAAACACAUUUUUUUUUUACAUUCCAAGAUUCCUUUUCAAUCAUUCAAUAUUAAUGCUUUUCUUUGUAUUACAACAAAUGUCUUGAUAUCAAAACUCUUGCCUACUUUUGUCUCUUGAAAUACAAUUGAGAAAGAAAAGGACAAUGAUAGAGAGAAUUGCAUAAGCAACAAACAAAUAUAUCCACAACGCAAGAAGAAUCUUCUUCCUCGGGCCCUAAAAGCAAAACGAACACACCUUGUAAAGACAGAGCAAAGGAGUUUGUUAAAGAGAGAACUCCAAUCUAAAUAUGAUGAUGGAUGCAUAUUAUCUUAUUAGUGGUCAUCGUAUAUAGAACUCAUAAGGCAAGCUUAAAUUAAGCAAAACAAGUUAAUCAACACGUUCUAAAGCCUUAUCAAAGAAGGCGAAUAUAAUGUAUAUUAGAAUAAUGGAUAAUACAGGAAUGGCGAGAUGGAAUUAGAACUGGAGUACAUGGCUGGAUUUGGCUUGGAGAAGAAAUUGAAAUUCUAUUUGAAAGCAUAGAAUUGGAGACGCAAGACAAACACAGGUUCCAUCUUCUUUGUGGGCGAUGAAGAAGAAGAAGCCAUCGACGACGGCGUUAACAAGCGACAGAAAUGAAAACAAAACAAAACAUUUUUGAUUAAUAAAAUACAAAAUCUGUAUAUAAAUUUACAUUAAUAUAUUUCCAUUGCACCACCCCACCACCGUCGCACAACCACCACACCACCGCACGACCACCCCACCACUUCUAUUUCCCGUUUCAUCAUCUUCUCUCACAACAACUUCUCCUUCCUAUUUCAUCGUCGGUUCCUCACCGGAGAUUGGACCUGCUCGCCUCCAUAUGGCGAGCGGGUUGAUCCAAAGUCAAGCUCGCCAUAUGGCGAGCGGGGAUAUCCAAUCCGGCUUAUUACGACAGCCAAGCUUCCUUUCUUCGGGUCUCGAGUGAACCAUCUCUUGUUUCGUCUCGAUUGGAGUUAGAGUUGAGACUGUACGAUAAAAACCGUGAAUAUUAGUUUUCUCGUAUGUGUUUGAAUCAAUCAUAUAAAACGGGAACAGUUAGCUAAGCACCAAAUUUGCCUUAACUAUACGAUUGAUUUAAGUUAUUUCGUAAAAUCGACGUCGUACCGAAAGAGAUUUCUAAGAAAAUCGUAAAACUGCUUAAGUCGGAAAACGACCCGAAAAGGCCUAAAAAGCUGGAAGAUGACGAUGAUGGCGCGAGCAGGUCCAAGAUUCGGCGAGGAAAAAGCUGGAAGAAAAAGCUAAGACUGAGAUAGAACAGAUCCGGUAGUGAUCGCAGCUCUCGAAGUCGCCAAGCAUUCUCUGGUUCAAGCUACGAUCCUUUGCCGUCAUUGGAGGAAUCAGAAGUUGAAAGGCUAUCAUCUCCGUCGUAGUCGCUGACGUAAUCUUCUCCGGUUAACUCCUUGUGUAUGCGCUUGUAAUAGCUGCAAAGAAGAACAAACGAUAUCAGGUUCAUGAUAUCGAACACUUGUAAUCUCAUUGAUUAUAUAGUGAAUUGCUAGCUGAGCUAACUCUGGUGAGUAUAGCGACUUCUCCACGUCGGGAAAGUACGGUGAACACCGGGUAAACAUUUCUGGUGUGUUGAUUCGUUUUUGAUUGUGUUUUCACUUGUCAAGAUCGAGAUCAGAUGAAUCAACUUAAUCAAGCCGUAGCUUAAGUCGGAGCUAUAAUCUAUAACUCGGAUAGUUUUGUUUUUGUUUUUUUUAAUUUCGUUGUUAUUUUUAAAUAGUAUUCGACUAUUUGUGAUGUGGAAUGUGUGAAAUCACAUUUAAUAUGGGCAUAUUUUUGCUAUUGGGCAUAUUUUUGCUAUUUGGUCGUUGUAGAAAAAAUGGGCCACAAUUGAAUAACUCUCAACCCAAUAUCUAAAUACCUGCACACGAUUAGUCGGUUAUUUUAUACAAAUAACUAGGAGAUAAUCCGCACCAUGUGAGGAUGAAUGGAUUAAAAGAGAUUAUAAAAUUUAUUCUAUAGAUAUUGAAAAGGCAAAACAAAAGUGAUAUAUUAUACAUGGUAUAGAUUAGCAGAAGUAACGUUUGACAUACAUGUUAAUGCAAAGAAAACUAAUCCAAAGUUUUAUGACUUUCACCAUAAUCUUCCGCAAAGACUUUUUUGGUUUCAACUCAGAGAUGAAUUUCACGCCACUCAUUUUCUUUGCUAAUUUUGAACGUGUGUGUUGUGAGGAAGUAGAUAUGAGGAUAGUAUGAUAUAUAUAGUCAUAAUUGAUAGGGUUUUCGCACGCGGGAAUUGGAAAAAAAUGAAUGCAUAUCUCCACAAACCAAUGAUGAGCGAUAUGAUCGUAGAUUUCUAGACAAUUACAGAAAUUAUUACACCCGAGAGGCUAUAACAAAGGAAGUCUAUAUUAAAAAUGCUAUUUGAAUUUAAAAUUAACUGGAAAGAAAUGUAGAAAUUUGCAAAUUUCUUGCAAUCACCAUUUAUGUUAAUUUCGUAAUAAAAAAAGUCUUCUUGCAAAAGUUAAGGGUUAUUAAGACUGAGUCUAAAUCUUUUUAUAGACGGCAUUUCUUGCAAUCACCAUUUAAUAUGGAAUUUCAUUUUGAAUGUCUUUUACAAUCACUCAAGAUUGCGUUUUCAUCUUUUUAUAUAUGACAUAUGUGCAAAAAAUACAUAGCAAUAGGUUUAACCGUUUAAGCGUAUGAUCAUAUAAUAUUUAAUCCACUGAUCAUAUGAAUUGAAACGGGCUUAUCCGGAGUAUGACAUGUUUAGGCGUAUGAUCAUAUAAGUUUUACAAUAUAUAACCGUGUAUAUUGUCCACGAUGAAAAUAAAUGUCACAUAUCUCAUAAAAUACAAAAAGAAAAUCAAAAUCAAAAUAAAUGAGGCGUACCAAAGUUUUAUAGAAGAACAUAAGUAUAAAUCUUUUAUAUUUUUCAGUCCAUAAAAAUGUCAUGUAUCAUUUAUGAAUUGUAAAAAACAUGAAUAUUAACAAUGUAUUACUGUUUAACAUAAUAAUUAAUUUACAAUAAUAUUAUGAAAAUGUGGAUUUUACACUGAUGCUAUUGUCAUGUAUCUAGUAAAGAACAUGAAUAUUAACAAUAUAUCCUGCACAAAACAUAAACACAUCAGAGAAUACACUAAUACUACUCAAAUAGAUCAUGAAAAUUAUUUAUUCUUGAACAUUGGUAAGAGUAUAUCAUAUAGAAAAAAGUACCAAGAGAUUAUACAGCCAAUCAAAUAAAGUUAUGGUCCGGUUUAUAUAUAAAAUUCGUUUGGUUGACUAAAGUUAAUACACUUAUUCGUUUGGUUAUCAUCCCGCAAGUCUUAUAAGAUAUAAUAUGGCAAGUCUUGUAAUAAAUAUGUCCAAUGGUAUUCCAUUGUAAAUACUCUAGUAAAUUAUGACCAUUUUAAUAAAUAGACUGAGAAGAGCUAUGAAGUUACUACAUCAAUAAUGACAUUUUUGUUAAUCACACAUCAAAUAAAGGUUAAUUAAUAAAAAUGUUUCUCAAAUAAUAAAAAGAGGAUAAUGCACUUAGGAAGUUUUGUUAUAACACUAUAGAAACUAGGAACUUUAAUCAGGGUUUAUAAAUAAGACUCGAGAGUCCGAUAUAUCAUUAAUUCGAUUAAGAGCAAUAGAAAUUUAGGGAACGAGAGAUAGAGAACAAAAGUUGUGACUCAUCUUUCAAAAUAUUGUAAUUAAUAUUGGUUUGGAUUCUAAUAAGAGAGAAAGAUACAUUUUGGUGAAAAAUAUAUUCUAAAGUUUAAAAUUUAAAGUCAAAGUUAAAUCCUUACAAGUGGUAUAAGAGUAAUCCACAUUUGAUUGCAUGUGCUUUUAAGGAAUGGCUACAAGAGAGAUCGAGGUGGAUAGAUUCUAUGGGACAUGAGAUUUUUCGCUAUGAAAAGUUGGGAUGAUGGCCCACUUUGAUGUCCUAAGGCUACAAAGAAGGAGAUGCUGCCUUGAAGGACAUCGUAACUAAUGAGACACUUCUAAUGGAUUCACCGGUCACCAAGGAAGAAUGAGAUGCUGCCUUGAAGGAUACAGAGAAGGAAGCGACAUGAACAAUCCCAACUAUUGAUCCCGUAAAGCUAGAGAAAUCGGAGAAAGCGAAAGAUUUCAUUGUCAUGAACAUAGGAAACACAUUCUUAAGAAAAAUCAUUCAUUUUGUGAUACAACUGUUGCGAUGUGGACAGCUCUUAACACGUUAUACACAUAGACAUCUUUGACGAAUCAUAUCUAUUUGCAACACGUGUUUUAUACGUUCAAGAUGAACGAUUCCAAGGGCAUAGAUACAAACGUAGAUGACUUCCUAAAGCUAGUAGCAGAAUUAAAUAACUUGAACGUGGAGGUUGCUGAAGAAGUUUAAGCUAUAUUGGUACUAAAAUCAAUGCUGCAAUGAUAUGACUAACUCUAGGAAACUCUCAAAUAUGAUAUUCUUCUCUUGCCUAGGCGAUUUCCGGCUCCCGGGCCGUGUUUUCCUCUACCUCCGGGUAUAAUGAAAAUUUUCUAAUAAAAGAAAAUCUUCCAAUAUUUCAGGAUAUUUAAAAAUCUAACCUAAUUUUCGACUAAUGACAACAUAUAAAAGGUGAUUCCAAAUCUUAUAACAUAGGGUUCACUAUUCAAGGCUUCAAUUAUAGAGUUAGGUUGCUAUAACUGGAUUUCUGAAUGGAUAUGUUGUAGUUCGACUCUCUUGAUAAAUAUUUGAUCCUUGAAUUUUGUCUUUAACUUAUGUUUCUGUAGUAUCACAAAUAAUCUGCAUAAAUUUAUCCUAACAAGUGUUUUAAAUUUUUCUCAUUUUUUUUAAGUAUAAAAUUAUAUGAGUUUGUAAAAACAAUAGCAGUGUUGACAACAUAACCUAAUUUUCACUCUGUGUGAUUUGCUUAUUCAAAACAUUGUUUGCGAGUUGUGUAACAUCAAUGUGUAAAUAUUAUUCAUUCAUUAGAAGGAAGAAUGGGUAUACAAUUAUUUGCGAGUUGUGUUUCAAAAAAGAGGAAAGAAUGGGUAACCGUGCCACGCAGGCCACUAUAAAACAGAGCGCAAGAGCCAAUAAUAAAGUGACACGCCAACAAAAAGGCGAAAAGUCUAUUACCGUAAUUGGCAAACUGUCCAUGUGUCUCCUGUCGCCUCCUCUCUCUUUCACCUUCCUCAAAUCGUUUAAAAAAUUCCCAAAGAUUUCUCUCCAUCACGCUCUGACCUUCGAGAGACUUCAUAUAUCUUCACGGAGAUCAAACAUCCGAAAACAAACUACAAAAAUCGCAAUGGCUGGUGGUAAUAGAAGCAGCACUAUCGACGGAGCUGAAAGUGGAGGAGGAUCUGUAGCAAUGGAAUCAAAGGAGAUUCCUCAGCCGCAGCCUGUGGCGGUUCUAAGUGCAAACGCGCCUCCUCCGUUCCUCAGCAAGACCUAUGACAUGGUUGACGAUCCAGCCACCGAUCCGAUUGUCUCGUGGAGCUCUAACAACAACAGUUUCGUUGGUUUCCGGAAGGUUGACUCAGAUAGAUGGGAAUUUGCGAACGAAGGUUUCUUAAGAGGCCAGAAGCACUUGCUGAAGACAAUAACCCGGCGAAAACCUGCCCAUGCCCAUGGACAUGGACAGCAGCACUCGAACGGACAAAACCCAUCGGUUAGUUCAUGUGUUGAAGUUGGCAAAUUUGGUCUCGAAGAAGAAGUGGAAAGGCUUAAAAGAGAUAAGAACGUCCUUAUGCAAGAACUCGUCAGAUUAAGACAACAGCAACAAUCCACUGAUAACAACCUUCAAAGGAUGGUUCAGCGUCUCCAGGGCAUGGAGAAUCGGCAACAACAGCUAAUGUCAUUCCUUGCAAAGGCAGUACAAAGCCCUCAUUUUAUAUCUCAGUUCUUACAGCAGCAAAACCAGCAAAGCGAGAGUAGUACUAGUAGGUGAAUCAGUGAUACCAGUAAGAAGCGGAGAUUCAAGCGAGAUGGCAUUGUCAGUAGUAAGGAUUCUGCUUCUCCUGAUGGACAGAUAGUGAAAUAUCAACCUCCAAUGCACGAGCAAGCAAAGGCGAUGCUCAAACAGCUUAUGAAGAUGGAACCUUACAAAACCGGAGAUGAUGGUUUCCUUCUAGGUGAUGGUACCUCUACUACGACAGAGAUGGAGAUAUCAUCAAACAAUGUAUCCGGUAUAACUCUUCAGGAAAUGCCAACAGCUUCUGAUAUACAAUCAUCAUCACUAACUGGAGCUACUCCUGAAAAUGUUACGGUAGCUGAGUCUCCAACACCUGAGGAAGCAAUUCCUUCACCUGAUGUUCUAUCUCUACCCGAAUUUGCUUCUAUACUACCAGAGAAGACCACUGAGAUGCCUUCAGGGAAUUUCAUGGAACCAGACAUGGAAGAUUUUAGUUAUUUCCUAGAUUCAGAUCUGUUCAUCGAUGGUGAUUUUGAUAAGCUGGCAGUGCCCCUGGCAUUUGUGCAGAAGAGAAUGAGAUCGAAGAGAGGAGUGAAGAGUGGCUAAAGAGUUAUGAAGAGAAGAAGGAAAGAAUCUCUAGGAGAGAGAGGGUUUGAGUUAUAAUAUUAUGAAUACGUUGUCGUUUCUAUUAUUCGUUUCUCUACUUAAGCAUGAGCCGUGUAAACAUUAUGGUCAUCAAAAUUGAUCACAACAAAUAUCUAAUCAUCUUAUCCUUU